Molecule: messenger RNA, 3324 nt
Organism: Lachancea lanzarotensis
Lineage: Eukaryota; Fungi; Ascomycota; Saccharomycetes; Saccharomycetales; Saccharomycetaceae
Gene: PRP22
Product: LALA0S01e08856g1_1
Exons: 1
Coding region: 1-3324 (1107 amino acids)
Biological process (GO): spliceosomal complex disassembly
Cellular component (GO): intracellular anatomical structure; catalytic step 2 spliceosome
Molecular function (GO): ATP hydrolysis activity; RNA binding
Source: RefSeq, a predicted model, not a curated record
AUGGAACCGGUUUUGCUCAAAAUUGGGGAGAUACUCAGAACACAAGAUUCAGCGGUCUCAGAAUUCGUUUAUGACAUCUGUAGAAAAAGUUCUAACCUAGAACAGUUUCAGACCAAAAUCGAUGAGCUAGAUGUGGAUAUUUCGCACGAUGUGGCGUUCAAAGUGUAUGAUAUCGCCAGAAGCAGGGAUUUGGAUUCCACAGCCAAAGUGGUACGCAUUUUACAUGAUGCACUUUCUCUAGAUGAUCCCGUGGUGGCAGAUUUUAUUGUUGAGAUAUGUUCUAAAUGCAAAUCUCUCGAGGAGUUUACCUCAGAGUUGGAAGCUAUGGAUUGCGGUAUUGAACCGGGUGUUUCGAGACUUUUAUACGCAGCAAUGGAGGAAGAAAAACCAAAACAGCGAAAUCAUGGGGCUCUAGGAAUGCCUAACCAAAAAAUACGAUGGGACAGUUCUGGUAGCUGGGCAGACAGUAGCGGGCAAGACACAAUUAGGACUGAAGCUAGCGUUGACGAAAGACCUAUACUCGGGAAAGUCUAUCCGGGAGUGGUGAAGAAAAUCACGGCAUUUGGAUGUUUUGUACGCAUUUUGGGAGUCCGCACUUAUCGCAGUGACGGGCUUGUGCACAUCUCGGAGCUUGCGCCCAAAAGGAUUCGAGAUCCAGCUGACAUAGUAUCCAUAGAUCAAAAAGUUUAUGUCAAGAUCAUUAAAAUUCAGGACAAUGGGAAGAUUUCGCUUCGAAUGAAGAAUAUAGAUCAAAGAACAGGAAGAGAAGAAGAGGCUAGCCAAGAAAGAGGAAGGAAUACAAACAGGCAAGAAAAAUCGACCCUUAAGAGAAAAUUGACAUCACCGGAGAGGUGGGAAAUCCGUCAACUCAUUUCCAGCGGAGCAGCGUCAGCGGAAGACUACCCAGAGCUUCAAGACACUUUUGAACAAGAGAGGGGGUCUUCCCAGAAACCUCUAGAUAAUGCAAUAGAGGAAGUUGAGGUUGAGUUGAAAACAGACGACGAACCUCAGUUUCUGAAGGGCGAGGCAAGCGCUUCUCACAAGCUCGAAAUGCCAAAGCUCACAAAAGUCCCACAAGGGUCUCUCACGAGGACAGCGCUAAGUGGUUCAAACUUGAUGUCAGAACACCGGGCGGAAAAAAUCCAGAAGAGUAAAGAGGUCGAGAAUGAGCGGCGUAAACACAACCUGGUAGACGACCCCAGUUCCCGCCAAUCGGAUCUGAACUACAAGAAUAAGCAAGAUUGUCUAUCAGCGUGGGAGCGCAGCAGAAAUAAAGAGAACAUUGAGUACGGUAAAAGAACGAGCUUACCGAUCCAAGCCCAACGAGAGUCUUUGCCUGUUUUCAAGAUGCGGGAUCUGUUAGUGGAUGCAAUCAGAGACAACCAAUUUCUAGUCAUAGUGGGUGAAACAGGGUCAGGAAAAACUACCCAAAUAACACAGUACUUGGAUGAGGAAGGUUUCAGUAAAAAUGGGAUCAUUGGGUGUACACAGCCACGAAGGGUCGCUGCGAUAUCUGUAGCGAAGCGUGUCGCCGAAGAGGUUGGAUGCCGAUUGGGCGAGGAUGUGGGUUAUACAAUUCGAUUUGAAAACGAAACUUCGAAUAGGACGAGAAUCAAAUAUAUGACAGAUGGUAUGCUGCAACAGGAAGUUUUGGUGGAUCCUCUAAUGUCUAAGUAUUCAGUCAUACUUUUAGAUGAGGCCCACGAAAGAACUAUUGCUACUGAUGUUCUGUUUGCACUUUUGAAAGGGGCAGCUGCCCGAAGGCCAGAUCUAAGAAUCAUAGUCACAUCUGCGACAUUGGAUGCUGAAAAGUUCUCCGCUUACUUUUUCAAUUGCCCUGUGCUGAAAAUACCAGGAAGAACGUUCCCGGUUGAAGUUCUGUAUUCGCAAUCACCGCAGCUGGAUUACAUAGAGACCACGCUGGAUACGGUUAUGGAGAUUCACAUCAACGAGGGAAGGGGCGACAUUCUAGUCUUCUUGACAGGUCAGGAAGAAAUUGAUACAUGCUGUGAGGUCUUGUAUGAGAGGGUGAAGACACUAGGAGAUACCAUCCAAGAGUUAUUGAUCUUACCUGUUUAUUCGGCACUACCGAGUGAAGUCCAAUCAAAGAUUUUUGAACCCACUCCACCUAAUUGUCGAAAGGUGAUAUUUGCCACUAACAUUGCAGAGACAUCUAUCACUAUCGAUGGUAUUUUUUACGUUGUUGAUCCUGGGUUUUCAAAAGUAAACACGUACAACCCUCGCAUGGGAAUGGAACAACUCAUAAUAUCGCCCAUCUCGCAGGCUCAAGCAAAUCAACGUAAAGGACGUGCAGGUAGAACUGGCGCUGGUAAGUGCUAUAGGCUGUAUACAGAAUCAGCUUUUCUGAACGAAAUGAUGCCGAACACUAUUCCAGAGAUCCAAAGACAGAACUUGUCCUAUACAAUCCUCAUGUUAAAAGCAAUGGGCAUCAAUGAUUUGCUGAAUUUUGAGUUUAUGGACCCUCCUCCACGGGUUUCUAUGGUUGGUGCUUUAGAGGAUUUAUACAAUCUUCAAGCCUUGGACGAGGAGGGAAAGCUAUCUAAACUCGGUGCCUUGAUGUCUCAAUUUCCGAUGGAGCCAGCCCUUUCAAAAGCACUUAUAGCAUCUACCAGCAGAGGCUGCUCUGAUGAGCUGUCAACGAUAAUAUCCAUGCUGUCUGUGCAAAGCGUAUUUUACCGACCUCGAGAUAAGCAACAAGAAGCAGAUAAUAAGAAGGCCAGAUUUCACCAUCCUUAUGGCGAUCACUUGACGUUGUUGAAUGUCUAUAACAGGUGGCGGGACGACAACUUCUCGAAAACUUUUUGUGUUAACAAUUAUCUGCAUGAGAGACAUUUGAAGAGGGCAAAGGAUGUUAAGCUGCAACUUGUGGGCCUCUUCAAAAAAUUGAGGCUUUCUAUUUCAAACAGCAGUGGAGAUGUCGAUGUGAUCCGCAGCACGCUAGUUUCUGGAUUUUUCAGAAACGCUGCCAAGAGGGAGUCUCAGACAGGUUACAAAACAAUAUCGGAUGGCACUUCUGUCGCUGUGCAUCCUUCAAGUUCACUAUUUGGAAAGGACUAUGAUUACGUUAUUUACCAUAGUCUGGUUCUGACGACUCGAGAGUAUAUGUCUUUCGUCACCGCCAUAGAUCCGCGUUGGCUAGUAGAAAGUGCACCUCACUAUUAUAAAGUUUCUGACGGCGAGAGCGAGUCCCGAAAGAAAGCAAAAAUCGUUCCACUGCACAAUAAAUUUUCCCAGAACCAAGAUUCAUGGAGACUAAGCUCACUACGCCAAACAAAGGAAAAAGCUUUAGGAAUUAGAAGGUAA